AUGUCGCGUAAGCCUACUGAUAUUACACAAGCAAGGACAAGUAGAACACACGUGGGAUCACUUGUUCGUGUACCAAAAUGGACUUCUGCCCACUUGGCCAUUGUUAAUAUUUUUCUUCUUUUUUACUCGUUUUCGUCUCCCACGGUUCCACGAUGGCAUUCCCUAUUAGGUCUUCUUUUAUGUCUGACAAUAAUCAAAUCCAAGCGAAUAACCAAAAUUUCAGUGUUAUCUGCCGCGGUUAUAAUAUGGUUCAAGAUGACACACGGGUUGAUGACGUCAGUUACACGAAUCGCUUGA
This is a messenger RNA of Acanthoscelides obtectus, 297 nucleotides long. Lineage: Eukaryota; Metazoa; Arthropoda; Insecta; Coleoptera; Chrysomelidae. The record is from the annotation of a GenBank genome assembly.